UGCAAGCAGUCUGAGACAGGCACUGAGUGAAUCAUUAGCCCAAACUGCUUCCCUGGGAUGAAUUUGUCUGGAGUCUAAAACACAGAGCGAGCGAGAACAAACACGCAUAUUUACUACAAUAUCUGAUUUAUUUAUUUUUCUUCUGACUUUUAAUAUAUAUAUAUAUAUUUUUUUUUAUUGUGGGGUUUUACCAAUACACCAAAGUGGAUGUAAUAUCUGGAUCUUCAGUCCAAAAUGCUGGUGGUUUCCCAGCGUAUACAAGCACCACGUAUGGAGCCAUACUUACCACUGCAAGGAUCCAUAAAGAGAAAGCUAGAUGAUGACAGCUCCCCUGUGUCCUCUGGAAUGAAUGAUCUACUAUAUUCGAGUAAUGGUAAAAGACUUUGUCUUGAUGAUGUUACACUUUCAAUGGGUCAGUCCCAAAAUACCAGCUCUAGUGUAGUUUGCUCAGAAUUGCAGCAUUCUCCGUUCUCGACCAACCACGGUUCUUCAUCCAUGGGAGUGAGCAGUCAUUCUGCUCUGCUGGAAAACAACCAUAUGAAUGGUAGGGGUAUGACCUCCCCAUUUUCUGUGUCACAGGGCACCGAAAUUGGUCAAAAGACUUCAUACGAUGAAAAGACCAGCAACCUGCAAUCUGUAGACCAAGAAUUGCAGGAUCUCUUGGAGGAACUUACUAAAAUGCCUGAUCCAUCUCCUAAUGAACUGGACCUUGAAAAUAUAUUGGGUAGCAAGGAUCCAAUAGUUAUAAGUCAUUCACAAUCAAGCUUGAGUACAACACCAAAGCUGUCCCCACAGACCACAUCUCACUUGGACAGCCAUAUCUCAAGCAAAGAUUUUUCUGCUGGUUCCCCUCAAAUUAGACCAUCAUCUGCUGGGACAAAUUAUACAGUUCCUCCUUCAAAUAAACCAGUCCAGUCACCAAUUCCCCCAUCUCAAAAUAAGAGCCAACCUCAAUCCAUGUUACCAGUAUCUAUGCCGAAUAUGCCUGGAGCAAACUGGCAUACACAGCAACUGAAACAGCUGGCUGCAAGUAAACAAGGGUCUUCAUCGAAGCAACAGGUGCAGACCUCAAACUGGCCGACCAUUUCACCUACAGGUCUAUCUCCACCUUACAGACCGGGUUCUUCUCCCCAGCAACCUUUCAGCCCACAAAAUGUUAUUGUGACAGGUAUGAACACAAACAAUUUACAAGGGAACAAUAUACAAGGAUCCCAAAGUGCUAUGCUCUCAAACAUGACUUCCACGAGCACUCCAACCAACAGACAUUCUCCUUCGUAUGUCUCUGAAAAGAUAACAAGCCCAGCUCUGAACCAGCAGCCUUUCAGCCCUCAAAACUCAAUGCUAACUAACAUUACGUCAAACAGCAACCCAGCCAAUGCCAUCAAAAGUCCACAAAACAACAUGGUGGCCUCCAACGCUGGACCAUCACCACCAUAUCAGCCUGAAAAACUUUCAAGUCCGGCACUUCAUCAGCAGCCAUUUAGUCCCCAGAAUACAUUAAUUUCCAGUCUCAACCCUUCCAACAAUCAGCCCAGUAUGCAAAACUCCCUUUUCAAGUCCAUGUCUACAAAUCAGACCAAAAAUAUGAAUAUGAUUAUGCAACAGUCAUCGAAUGGCAUGCAGCCUGGUAUGGUGAGCGAGACACCGGUGGCUCAUGAUCAGUUUUCUUUUAAUAACACCAAGCCACUUUCUCAUUUUGCACCUGAUUCUACAGGCCAAAAGAUGAAUUUAUCUUCAAGCCCCGGUUCACUAAUUCAUUAUCUACAGCAGCAACAGCAGCAGCAGCAGCAGCAGCAGCACCAGUCUGCAGCUGUGCAACCAACUCAACAAGUUAGCAACAACCAAUUUCUCCAGCAACAGAUACGGCAGCUUAUGCAGCCACAACGAAUUCAAAGACAAAUGCAGUCGAGUGGUUUACCUCCUCAAACGAGACCGGAUCCAAGUGCUGGAAUUGUUCCCAGAUUACAAGAACCAGGCUCCAUACCAAGUGCCGGCCCUGGGCCCACUCCACCCACAGCUAACGGCUACAUUAGGAACGCAAUCUUAAAGGAGCAGAUCAUGAGGAGGCAGAUGAUGCAGGUAAAGCAUCGACCAAAUAUGAUGGGUGUGACCCCUGAACAGCGCAACACAUUUGUAGCCCAGCAGAUGAAUCAAUUUCAAACACUUCCACAGACUUUACGUACAGACUGUGUCCAGCCUAUGUCAAUGCCUCCUCAAAACCAUCGCAUGAUCGCAUCAUCGCAAGGGCUUAUUCAGACAGGCAUGGGCUCUGGAAUAACUCCAACAGCCAUUAAUCAGAAUAGCGGGACAAUGGUGAUGAUGUCGCACAACACUGGAAAGCAGCAAGGAAUAUUUCCAUCCUCUUCAGAUUUUAAUAUUCCACUUAGACAGAACCAGAAUGCACUAAGUAUGCCCUCCGGCUGUCAAACAAUGCACAGCCAAUCUACAGUGCGACCGGGGAUGACAUUGUCCGGCUAUACUUCCAAUUCAUUAACAAACCAUUCUGCAGCUCAACAACACUUACGGCAGGCCAACAUAUCGAGAAUUCCAAAUGUCUAUGCCAACUCUUCUUCCCAGAUGUGGACGCAAGCUGGCGUUUCUAGAAUGACUGGUCAGAACCAAAUGGAUCCCAGCGUGCAACAAUUUGCAAACAACCCACUGUUUAACAAACAAAAUGUCAGACCAAAUAUGGCAAGUCAGCAAUUUACUCAUCAAGGUGUGGUUCCUCCAAACCAGAUAGCCCCUGGGGUUCAGAUUAGACAAAUGCAGAAACUUGGUAUUGCACAGGCAAAUCAAGGAGUUGGGUCUCUAAACAAUCCUAAUCUAGGAAACAAUUUGUCGAGGGGACAAUUGGCAGCUAUCAGUGCUAUGAAAUCAAUGCCACAAGGUGUAUCCACUUUUAACCAAAUUAACCCUGGACAACUUGGUCCGCCUAAUUACGGACCUCCGUCAGUCCAAACAGCAGACACAUAUGAACGGAUGAGUUCGGGAGCAGAACUUCAUCAGUAUGACUUUGUUCCUUCACAAAAUAAUUCUAUCUUGUCUGCAAACUGCAAUGAAGCAGACUUUAUUGAUUGUCUUAUGAAAGGUGGGACCACCAGCAGUACUGAUGAAGACUGGCUUAACAAUUUAACAAUACUUGAUGAUAUUUUGGGGCAACACACCCAAAAUCCCGGACCUGUGUAGACAAAACAUAUCUUUCAAUCAGUCACGUGACUGGAAAUCAAAAAACCUUUCAAAAUUGAGGUUAGCAAAGUGGUUAAUACCUCUUUUCUGAAAACAUGUACAUAAUUGAAAUAUUUUCUAAAUUAUGGGGUUUUUUUCCAACAAGAAAUUGAAGUAGUAAUACUUCUGUGAGUGAGUGUACAUACAAAUUAUUAUAGCAUAAUGUUUUGUUACAUUAUAGAUUUUUCAUUUAUAAUACUUUGUUUUAAAUAUGCAAAUAUUAUUGUUAGUGUCAGUAAUACUGUGUAUUACAAAUCUAAAAUAAUGGUUAUGUUUUUUGACAUAACAGAUGAUGUAGAGGUGUCAAGCAAACUGUAUAAAAUUGUUUAUGCCCAAAAUAAAUUACCUGGAAAAAUAAAGUAUAUUAAAAGUCCCAUGGGUUAUACAAAAUUAUGAACUUGAUCCUUGAAAAAUGAAACUGUGUAUUUUUAUCACAUUCAUGCAGUCUUCAAUUUGGUGUUACUUUUUCGUGUAUUUAUAUAAUAUAUAAAAUAUAUAUUAUGAAACACACCACAAAUAAGCAUAUAUUGCCGCAGUACAACUAUUCACAACAGAAAAUGAAAAAUAAGUUUUGUAAAAUUCUGUGACAAAAACAUUUUUGGUUUGCACACCUCUGUAUAUAUUUGUAGUAUACAGGUGACUCGUCCCCCCGGUUUCAAGGCUUUUUCACAAUUAUGUUUUACUGAAAAACUUUGUUUGAAAGAAAAAGCCUAGACAUGAUAUUUUGUCUACAAUUUUUUUUUUCUGGUCCUCCUAAUAUUAUCCUAUGUAUAUUUAAAA
Pelobates fuscus (common spadefoot toad) is the source of this 4005-nucleotide messenger RNA. RefSeq names its product mastermind like domain containing 1 (gene MAMLD1). The record is from RefSeq and is a predicted model, not a curated record. Gene Ontology annotation, biological process: regulation of transcription by RNA polymerase II. The transcript has 5 exons. The coding region runs from base 235 to 3186 and encodes 983 amino acids. Gene Ontology annotation, cellular component: nuclear body. NCBI's taxonomy places the organism in Eukaryota, Metazoa, Chordata, Amphibia, Anura, Pelobatidae.